Chaetomium fimeti is the source of this 4145-nucleotide messenger RNA. RefSeq lists its product as uncharacterized. The record is from RefSeq and is a predicted model, not a curated record. The coding region runs from base 149 to 3670 and encodes 1173 amino acids. The transcript has 2 exons. Gene Ontology annotation, biological process: protein autophosphorylation; phosphorelay signal transduction system. Gene Ontology annotation, cellular component: plasma membrane. Lineage: Eukaryota; Fungi; Ascomycota; Sordariomycetes; Sordariales; Chaetomiaceae. Gene Ontology annotation, molecular function: phosphorelay sensor kinase activity; histidine phosphotransfer kinase activity.
CCCGACCAUUGACAAAACAACUACCUAGUUAAUUGGUUUUGAGAUUCGGCCUGAAAGCGCCGCCAAAACUUGUUUUGGCCGCGGGAAGAAAGAAUAUGCCUCGGGCGCGGCGGUCCCGCUUCGACUCCGCCUUUCGGUCUGCUUAAAGAUGAGGAUUGCCAUCCGGGUGCAGCUCGCAGCGGUCGUGAUACUCGCCGUUGGAGCUGCCCUCGCCGUCGUUUCCAUCCCCGUUUGGGUGUUUGUGAACAGUUUUGUCGUCGGCGUCGAGUCUGACGGCUUGUCCUUGACUGCUUCUCUCAAGGCCGCUAGGAUCGCCUCUGAGAUCAACCUGAUUCAAACGGCCUGCCAAACCAUCUCGACGCGCUUAUUGCUACAGGAUGGCUUCACCAAGUUCUACGCUUCCCAAAUCAACAACAGAACUGAUGACGAUCCCUGGGAGGGAGCCCAGGACGACAUUGCGAGCGCCCUCGCUCGCACCGGCUUCUCCGGCUUGCUGCAAGCUCGCCUGUACUCGCGAAACACAACCGGCGACGCAAAGGGCCUCUUCAGCAUCACCGGCAACGGGGCUACAGAGUCCGGCCACAUCUUGCUGCCAUACACGGCCCCCAAUGGCUCCCAGGUGCACCUCGGGGAUCCGGAACAUGGCUUCCCGCCUUCGCUCUAUCCCAACAUCACCUACCGCGACCUCGGCCGUCCCAGUGAGGCCAUGCCCGACACCAAUGCUUUUUCCGCCGCUGUAUUCCCUGGUGUUUCUUUGGGAAACGGUAGCGAGAAAGCGGGCGUUCUUCUUGGCCCGUUGGUUAUCAACUCGACGUUUGCCCUCCUCUCCAUCACCAUCCCUGUCCGCGACGUGAAAAACAGCAACUUUACCCUCGGCUACAUGACCCUGGUGGCGAACUCGAAGACACUAGUCGAAGUGCAAACGUCCCUCGAAGGCUUAGGCAGUACUGGAAUUGUGCUCUUCAUUGGUUCCGUCAACCCUUGGAAUCACUUCAGUGCACCCGUGGCUGCAAGCAACAGGACUUGGGUGCCGCCAAUGGAGGAAUUCCGGGAACAGGAAGUACAGGUUCUUCUCCCACCGCAGCCGGCAGCCGGCCAAGGAGACCAACGCAAUCGACGAAGCUUUGGGUCUGGUAAGUACAGUGAUGCAUUCCGGCUACACCAAUAUCCGGCCGUGCUCAGUGUCCUCAGCACUCAAAAUCCCUACCCGAACAACGCCACUAGCAAGCUCUCGGCGAAAAAUGAGCAGGGUAAUUCGGUAGCCGUGGGUGUUGCCCGGCCGCAGAGCUCACUGGUGUCUUGGGCCAUCGUGGUGGAGAAAGACCAGGGCGAGGCCUACCAACCGAUCCAAACGCUCCGGAGCAUCCUUCUGGGAUGUGUUUUUGGGACUCUCGGCCUGAUUCUCUUAGUCGUCUUCCCGUUUGCACAUUGGAGCGUCAUGCCAAUCAGGCGUUUGAAAAUCGCCACAAAAAACUCCGUGGACCCCCCUGGUUAUGAGGAUGACGACGACGAUGUCUUUGAUGAGGAAAACCCGAGCUCGGGUGGUACGACAUCAGGAAGGUCGUCCGAAAAGGGGAUGCUGGCCAAGAUCCGCCGGAAGAUGCGCAAACGACGCAGAGCUAAGCUACGGCAAGGCGUUGCGGUCGAGCCAGGGCGUCGUCAGUUCAAAAUACCCGCCAAGGUUGAGGAUGGAAAGCAUUACGUGACGGACGAGUUGACGGAGCUCACCCAAACCUUCAACGAGAUGACGGAAGAACUGCUAAAGCAGUACACGUUCCUCGACGAAAAGGUGGCCGAACGGACAAAGGAGCUCGAGAUCAGCAAAAAGGCUGCCGAAGCGGCCAACGAGAGCAAGACGCUUUUCAUCGCCAACAUUUCGCACGAGCUGAAAACACCCCUCAAUGGCAUCAUGGGCAUGUGUGCCGUCUGCAUGGAGGAGGACGACCUACAGCGAAUAAAGCAGUCUCUCAAGACUGUCUACAAAUCAGGCGAUCUGUUGCUUCAUCUACUUGAAGACCUGCUGAGCUUUUCCAAGAACCAGAUGGGACAGCAAGUCAGCCUUGAAGAGCGCGAGUUCCGCCUAGGCGACAUCCGGUCCCACAUUUUGGCCAUCUUUGACAAGCAGGUCCAUGAAAGCAAGAGCGGCUUCACAGUGACCUUCGUCUCCGACACCGGCUCUGGUCGCGACAGGCGGUCUAGCAUGGACAAGAGACUCCCGGUCUUGGGCCCCCCGGGAGUGGGCAGACUCAAGGAUAUGUGUCUCUGGGGUGACCACCACCGGAUUCUGCAGGUCAUCAUCAACCUCGUCAGCAACAGCCUGAAGUUCACGCCAGCCGGGGGCACGGUCAAUCUCAGGAUACGCUGCGUCGGAGAGGUUGAGCAGCCGAGUGAUGACAGUAGGACGUCGUCGCUUUCCAAGACGGGCUCUGGCCGCGCAGGUCGUCCCCGGCACCGGAUGGGAUCCGUAUCGACGGCCUCGGCAAGCUCCAAGGGUGGCCCUCUGCCCAUCUUACCGGCCAACGGAGGGACCGCCCUCGCCAUCAAUCCCAUGGAACUGAAAGCUGGUCCACACAUACACAUCAGGGAACGCUCACCGACGCCCCCGCCGCCGAACGCGAAGACAUACCUCUUUGAGUUUGAAGUGGAGGACACAGGGCCCGGCAUUCCUGGUCACAUGCAGCAAAAGAUCUUUGAGCCGUUUGUCCAGGGCGACCUAGGGUUGAGCAAGAAGUAUGGCGGUACCGGCCUUGGUCUUAGCAUUUGCUCUCAACUGGCUACGCUGAUGGGAGGCCAUAUCUCGCUCAAGAGCACGCUUGGCGUGGGGACGACCUUCACGAUGCAGAUUCCUCUCAAAUAUGUCAAGGAUCGCACCUCAAGUACAGCGUCUAGCAGCAUGAAAUCUCGGCCGCCCAGUGUAGGCUCCACCGAGGGCGAUGUGCGAAAUCUGGCCCCCCGGGUUUCAAUGGAAGUCCAACACCAACCGGCCCCAUCCACUGUCCUCGACCAGCAGCCGCGACUUGUCGGCCUCAGCCAGCCGUUCUUUGCGACGAACCCAAACCGCCGACUAAGCAAGGAAGACCAGUUGGCCGCAAUUGACCGGGCCAUGGCGAGCAAAGCUGGCCAAGGAAAGUUGCGAGUUUUGGUUGCCGACGACAACUCAACCAACAUCGAGGUCGUCAGCAGGCUAUUGAAGCUGGAGGACGUGUACGAUGUCACCAUUGCUAAGGAUGGGCAGGAGGCAUAUGACCUCGUCAAAAUCAACAUGGAAAACAACCAGCACUUCGACGUCAUCUUCAUGGACAUCCAAAUGCCCAACUUGGAUGGGCUUCAGUCGACACGCCUGAUCAGGAAGAUGGGGUAUUCGGCCCCCAUUGUCGCAUUGACUGCUUUCUCGGAAGAGAGCAAUGUCAAGGAAUGUAUGGAAUCCGGCAUGAAUGAGUUCCUCAGCAAACCGAUUCGCCGACCGGCUUUGAAGCAGGUCCUAGCCAAGUUUGCAACCAUACCUGAAGAGCCGGAGACAUCAAGCUUGACGCGGAAAACGACGCCAGACAAGACCCCGAUAGGGACACCCGAUAAAGAGGCCAACGACCCUAUCGCUAACGGCACUGCUAUGCCCAAGGCCAAUGGGGUCCAUCCUCCGCCUGUUGUUUCUACGGUGGAUACACAAUAGCACACUUCGGGGUGCUACACACUCCUGGUGGCACGAGAUGUGUCCCUCCCCCGACCGUCGACCGUUCGGCAUGCUCCCGCUUCCGGGCGUGACCUCGGAACCAACCUUCCUCGUUUCUUCAUUCUUUGUAUAUUCUAUGCUCUUAAUUUCCCCCUUUUUUUGACGCCGUUGCAUUAGUUGAACAACUGGCGAGGCGUUACGGUAGUUCAAGACGGCGCACAUGUACUCCUUUUUGGCGAUCAUUACAUAUGUCGCGAAUUUCUUCGAUUUCAGAGCGGCCAAAACGAAGGUGUUGGGAGGUAGGUAUCCGGAUCAUUGUUACCCUCCCUGACGAAGAUGACUAUAGAAGGGCAGAGGAUAUCUGUGGCUUGGGGGAGCAGCGUACUAUCGAUCUUAAAACAUAAUCACAACUAAGUUAAAUAAUAUCAUGACUCGAUGCGAGCCUAACUUUAGCGGAGGAGCCCGCCCGCCUUCA